CUCUCUGUCGCACGGGAAGAAAGGACUAAACCUGUGCUUGUGGAUUUAGACUUGAUUUUGGCAUUAUCAAAGCCACUGUGAACUACGAACAAACCUUAUGAUUGAAGACAAAGGGAGAAUUUCACUCUAAAGAAGCUUAAUCUGACGUAUCUUGCAACAGGCCCUGUUACGGUGUGCCUUAGAAACGACACCAUGACUGAUGUGAUAAGCAUGGCGGACGUGUCAACAGACAUGACGCAUAUAAACAACACAAAAAACACGGACGAUAUAGCUGAUGCUAAUGAUACAGAGAAUACAAUCAAUGAUGAAGACCAUAAAGAAGAAACACGUGACGUGAGCAUGUCUGAAGAAGUGGAGAUGAAGAGUGUUGCAGAUGAACCAAGGAAGACCAAGUUACCAGAGAAGAAAGAGCCCAAACAGGAGACAAAGACCACCGGCAGGACGAGAAAACGAGAGAGGGUUUCCAAAACGAAUGAGGAAAACAUCACCCAAGUGGAGAAAGAUGAAGAGGUGGAUGUAUCACAUGAUAUGACAAAUAUGUCAGAGGUGGCACUAAAACAAGAGAAACUGCUUAAAACAUCUAAGCCUGUACAGAGAAGUUAUGUUCCCAAGUUGGGAAAAGAAGAUGUGAAGAAUAAGUUUGAGGCCAUGCAGAAAGCUAGAGAAGAGAGAAGCCAAAAGAGAAGUCAGGAGGAGCAAAAGAAACGCAGAGAGCAGUACGUUAAAGAGAGAGAGUAUAUUCGCAAGAAGCAAAUGAUAAAGGAACUCCUCACCUCUAGUGAUGAAGAGGAAGAGGUGAAGCCGACGAAGAUAGAAAAAUCAUAUGUUCCCAAAAUUACAGGCAGUGUGAAGGGGAAGUUUGCAGAGAUGGAGAAACAAAGGCAGGAGGAGGAGCGGAAAAGAACAGAAGAGGAGAGAAAGAAGCGCGCUGCACAGGAGGCCAUAGAGAAGGCCAAGAUUCAGAAAGAGCUGGCCAAGAAAGCCCAGGAGGAAGGUGAUGACAGUCUGCUGGUACGAGUGGUGCCUGCAAAAUCACAAACACAACCGGGAAAGAUCAAGAUGAAGUUUGAGGACUUGGAGAAGAGCAGAGAAGAGGAACUAAAGAAGCGAACUGAGGAGGAAAAGAAGAAGAGAUACGAUGAAAACCGCCGGUCGUUCCGAGAGGCCAAGCGUCGCUCAAUGAUUGAACAGCUGGACGAUGCAGAGUCUACUCCCAAGGAGAAGGAGCAGGUGACCCCAGGUAAACUGCAUCUGACCUUUGAAGAACAGGAAAAGGAGCGACAGGAGCAGCAGAGAAAACAGGCAGAGGAGGAGGCCCGACGCAAACUGCAGGAGGAAAGAAAAGCUUUUGAAGAGGCCAAGCUGGGCAUGGUUGUAAAUAGUGAUGAUGACAUCCUGCUGGCCAUGAUAAACUCAGAUGGGGCCAAACCCGGGAAGUUGGCCAUCAGCUUUGAGGAUUUGGAAAAACAGAGACGAGAAGAAGAGCAGAAAAGGAAAGAGGAGGAAGCCAAGCGACGCCUGGAAGAGGAGAAAAGACUUUUCGCAGAAGCUCGCAAGAAUAUGGUGCAGGAUGAUGAUGAAACUCUGGUGAGGACAGAGUCACAGGAAGCAAUGCACCCAGGGAAACUAGAAAUCAACUUUGAAGAGAUGCUGAAAAUGAAAGAGGAGGCAGAACGAAAACGCAAGGACGAGGCCAAACGUCAAAAAAUGGAGAUGGAGAAGAAAGAGUUUGAACAGUUGCGACAAGAGAUGGGCGAGGAUGAGAUCAAUGAAAGCUCUGAGGUGGUGAGCACCGAGUACGAGGAACUAACAAAGCUGAAGCGAACCGGCUCCAUCCAGGCCAAAACCCUGAAAUCUAAGUUUGAGAAGAUCAAGCAGCUCACAGAGGAGGAGAUCCAGAAGAAGAUCGAUGAGGAACGGGCAAGAAGGAAAGAAAUUGAUGAGAAAAUCAAGGAGAGAGAGGCAGAGCGCUGUCAGGAGGAUGAAGAUGAGGACAAAACAACUCCAGCUAAAGCAGAGGACGUCCCGUUCAGACAGAAAGUGGACAUGCGUGCGCGAUUCGAACAAAUGGCCAAGGCCAGAGAAGAUGAGCAGAAGAGAAAGAUCGAAGAGCAGAAAUUACAGAGGAUGCAAUUUGAACAACAGGAAAUUGACGCUGCUCUCCAAAAAAAAAGGGAAGAAGAGGAGGAGGAAGAGGGUAGCAUCAUUAACGGCUCAGCCGCCUAUGAGGAUGAAGAGGACCACGCCAGGUCGGGCGCUCCGUGGUUUAAAAAGCCCCUGAAGAACCAGUCGGUGGUCGACGCAGAGCCUGUGCGGUUCACAGUGAAGAUAACAGGAGAACCCAAACCAGAGAUCACCUGGUGGUUUGAGGGUGAGCUGCUGCCGGACUCUGAAGAUUACCAGUACAUUGAGAGAGGCGAGACCUACUGCUUGUACUUGCCAGAAACGUUCCCCGAGGACGAAGGAGAGUACAUGUGCAAAGCCGUCAACAGCCGAGGAACUGCCGCCAGCACCUGCAUUCUCACGAUUGAAAGUAAGCCGCCCUCCGUCUCCACUAACCACCUGCAUGCUGAGAUUUCUUAUGGCGUCACUAACCUCGAACGGACUGCACGCUCCGCUUCCACUCGGUUCUUCUUCUUCUUGUUAAUCUGUGUCUCUCUGUCUCCUUGUCUUUCUCUUUCCAGCUGA
Molecule: messenger RNA, 2688 nt
Organism: Sinocyclocheilus anshuiensis
Lineage: Eukaryota; Metazoa; Chordata; Actinopteri; Cypriniformes; Cyprinidae
Product: nexilin-like
Exons: 12
Coding region: 193-2688 (831 amino acids)
Biological process (GO): mitochondrial fusion
Source: RefSeq, a predicted model, not a curated record